CGUGCAAAAGGAAAAGCGAACUAUUGGCUUUUGUCACAGCCAUCGCUACUUUCUGGAGACAUAGACGACAUUUUCACACAUAUGCAAUCCAGAUUCGGAACUAAAGGAAAUUUCUUAGAGCUGCGACAUAAGCUCGAAAAUCGCAAGUGGUAAUAUGACGAGAUGUUUGCGUGCUACUACUACGAUAAACUGAUGCUAGCGAGUAAAGUGAAUAUCAAAGACGACGAGUUGGUCCAGUAUUUGCUGGAUGGCAUUCCAAAUGUGUAAUUGAAAAACCAAGGUAAACUUCAGCGUUUUUCUACACCGGUUGCUGUUUUGGAUGCCUUCCAGGAUAUCAAGAUGUCACGACCCUCAAAUGGAGCUAUGAGAACAGGGGCAGUACAGAAAACAGCGACCCCGGACCAGAAGGUCACCAAAUGUUUCAACUGCAACAGCUUUGGGCAUAUGGCAGCAGAAUGCCGUAAGCCUAAGCGCGAUGAUGGAGCAUGCUUUGCAUGCGGCAAGCUGGGACACCGGGCUAAGGAAUGUUCGUUGUACAAGAAGACAAAGCUAAACGACAAUUACAGUGCCUCUUAGAUUCAGGAAGCCCAAUAACAAUUUUGAAAAAAUCUACAGUACCAAAUGAAGUCACACUAAGCCACAAUGAAUCGGCACUUACAUAUUUUGGAAUUAAUGACAGUAAACUGAAUAUAAUUGGAAAAAUUACUUGUUUG
Drosophila innubila is the source of this 713-nucleotide messenger RNA. RefSeq names its product zinc finger CCHC domain-containing protein 13-like. Gene Ontology annotation, molecular function: zinc ion binding; nucleic acid binding. The record is from RefSeq and is a predicted model, not a curated record. Lineage: Eukaryota; Metazoa; Arthropoda; Insecta; Diptera; Drosophilidae. The coding region runs from base 340 to 576 and encodes 78 amino acids. The transcript is spliced from 2 exons.